AUGUCUUCACCCGAGCCCGAGCCCCAAGCCAUCCCAGCCCUUGAUGAACUGAAAAAAAUUCUGGCCGAGGAAAAGCACUUGUACGCGUGCGGUGGUCGGAUUCCCAUUGCAACACCCACCGUUGAGAGCGAAGGCGAGGCAUCACCAUCGACUUCUUUCUCUACACGGCCGCGGCAAUCGGCUCCAGUCACGAUCCGAUGGGAUAUGAGUGGACUAUCGCAUGCCGACGACUCUCCAUGUCGUCGCAAAGUGACCCUUCCCGCUACCCAGAAAGCCGAUCGCGAUGCCCUUAGCGGUCUGAUCAAAGAUUGCCAACCAGCGACUUUUGGCUUGAAAGGCCAAGAUGUUUAUGACGAGACGUAUCGCAAGGCACUAAAGAUGAAUCCAGACGCGUUUUGCAGCACUUUCGAUCCAUACUCGACUGGAAUCAUUGACAUAGUCGCGCAAAUGCUUCUUCCGAGCUUCGGCCAUUCGACAACACGGCGAGCAGUAGAUGCGAAGCUCUACAAACUCAAUAUUUACUCUGGCCCAUCUGGCAUGUUCAAGGCUCAUGUUGACACGCCUCGUUCCCCGACACAAUUUGGGUCUCUCGUCGUUUGUCUCCCCGUGGAGCACCGGGGCGGGCAGCUUAAAGUUCGCCACCAAGGUGAAGAGACGACCUUUGAUUGGAGCAUGCUUGCCGAUCGGGACGAGACUAUGCAUAUCGAGUGGGCAGCUUUUUACAGCGACUGCGAGCACGAAGUCAUGCAUGUUUCUAGCGGAAACCGGCUCACGCUUACUUACAAUCUCUUCGCGGUUCAUGGGGCCGGGCGCUUGACGGGCAAUUCAUUGACACUGGACCCGACGCGCCUGCCGUUGUACCACGCCAUCGAGAGAAUGGUCAACCAAGACCCUUUUUCUGGAAACGGCGGCACGCUGGGCUUCUGGUGCUCCCACGCCUACGCCUACAACGACAGUCAGGAAGCGCCCCUUCCUGCGACUCUGAAGGGCGCUGAUGCAGCUAUCUGGGAAAUUCUUAAGGCACUCGGCAUCCAUGUUACGGUAUCGCCAAUCUUGAAAAUGGACGAUGACAUUCGACCUUACCUUAAAGAACGCGUUGAGGAUAACAAAUACAACGAAAAAUGGGUGCCUGCUCAGAUGCCGUCACAGUGGAUCAUUGGGAAAAAAUUCGGCAUCAUGGCAGACCGAGGAGGUUCAGUGGAAGAGACUAGAGACCAUUACAAGAUGUACAAACGUUGGGGGUCCUACAGUGACGGCCCAAUUUAUUGGCUCACGACGCCAACUCAUGCUCAGCUCCAACUCAUCUACGUAGCGUACGGCAACGAGGCCCGGGCCAAGGCCUUGUACUCACAUUGUGCCAUUCUCGCAACUCUGCCCCCAAAGGAUUCGGCCUCUACCGGAUAG
Molecule: messenger RNA, 1404 nt
Organism: Akanthomyces muscarius
Lineage: Eukaryota; Fungi; Ascomycota; Sordariomycetes; Hypocreales; Cordycipitaceae
Exons: 4
Coding region: 1-1404 (467 amino acids)
Source: RefSeq, a predicted model, not a curated record